Messenger RNA from Patella vulgata (common limpet), 9573 nucleotides. RefSeq names its product cation-dependent mannose-6-phosphate receptor. Gene Ontology annotation, molecular function: protein domain specific binding. Lineage: Eukaryota; Metazoa; Mollusca; Gastropoda; Patellidae. Gene Ontology annotation, biological process: protein targeting to lysosome. The coding region runs from base 109 to 948 and encodes 279 amino acids. The transcript is spliced from 6 exons. The record is from RefSeq and is a predicted model, not a curated record. Gene Ontology annotation, cellular component: Golgi apparatus; endosome; trans-Golgi network.
UUCCGGUUUGAAACAACAGCCAGCAAUUUUCCAAAACAAUCCACCGAAUUAUUUAUUGUAUUUUAAUUGUUUAUCAUUUAGAUUCAGGAAAAUAGUGAGUUUGGCAGCAUGGGGUUAUCGUCUGAAAUAUCCGUUUUGCUGCUGUUGUUUUUGACUGGCCUGUUGAUAUCAAUGGUGGAUAGUACAACUCCAGGCUGUCGACUAAUCAACGAAGAAGAUGGUAAAGACGUUCCUGAUGAUGAUCAUAAAGGUUACAAUAAAUUGAAGCCGUUAGUUGGAAAGAGGUUCAGCACUAUUGAUGUGGAGAAGGAAUAUAGAUAUAGUGUUGGUAUUUGUCGUGAUGCUGUGGAUGGAUAUAAAAAUGUUGGUGUUUUGCAAGAAAGUUUGAAAGAUAAAAGACGGCAUGUUAUAGGGUUGUAUAACUCAACACAGAUAAUGAGUGGAAAUGAUUGGGUGAUGAUUGAGUAUUGGCAUGGUGAAAAGUAUCAUACACAUUGCAACAAAGAAGAGAAAAAGGCUGUCAUUAUAAUUAUUUGUGAUCCAUCGGCGGAUGAUGAAAAUGGAGUAGAUAUAUUGGAUGAAGCGAAAGCGAAAAUAGGAGAUUGUUAUUAUUUAUUUGAGAUUUCACAUAAAGCUGUGUGUGGAAUUAAAUCGUCAUCGAAAGCUCUAAGUUUUGGUUCCAUAGUAUUGAUAAUAUUCGCCAGUGUGGUAGCCUUAUAUUUAUUUCUUGGAUUCCUAUACCAGAGAUUUGUUCUACAUGCCAAGGGAAUGGAGCAAAUACCAAAUUAUAGUUUUUGGCAAGAUUUUGGAAAUUUAGAAGCCGAUGGCUGUAAUCUAGUGUGUAGAAGCAUGUCCAAUAGAAAUUCAGCACCAUAUAAGGGUAUUGGUGACGAACAGUUAGAAGAAGACUUGGAUCGAGAUCGCGAUGAUCAUUUAUUACCAAUGUAAAAAUAAACAAAACAGACAAGGUUCUAAUUUCACACGUAUACUUCAUCUUUGAAAAUCACUUCUAUUCAAUGCUUGUAUAAUAUAUGUCUGGAUGUAUUAGACUAUAGAUACUGAAGUCUAGAUAACCAGGUCUCAUUAACAUACAUUUGUUUAACCAAUGCUAUUCAAUACUUGUAUAAUAUAUGUCUGGAUGUAUUUGUCUACUGAUACUGAAGUCUUGAUAGCCAGGUCUUAUUAUGACAACUAAUCAGAAAGCUUGUAUCACACAGCUUUUGAUUGGACAAUAAUAGUGGCUUCUGUCAAAAUCAACCUACAGAACCAAUCAUGUAAAGUAUAUUAUAAGGUUGUUGGUUAACAGAAACUCAUUUUGGUGAUGAGUAAAAAUAUUUUUGUGAAAAUGGUAUGUAUGAUGAAAUUUAUAAAUAAUCAAUGGUCAUAAUAAUCAUGACAGAUUGGGUAACUCUGGACCCUCUGUCGAACCAAUUAGUCUUUGGGGGUCCAGCAUGGUCACUUGAUCAAUCUAUCAAAGUUGAAAUAAGUUCAUCACCUUUUGGGAAAAUGGAUUGAUCCAAAUAUUGUUUUCUGAAAUAUGUUUUCUGAUCAAUUCAAUUUAAAUCAAGGGGUGUUCAUUAAUAAUUCCAGAACAAAUAUAAGAAUGUUGUUGAUUUUUGAAUAUAUAAAGUUUGUUUCUGACUGGUUGAUUUUGGGUUUGUGAACGGAUAAUAGAUUUCGGUACGACAUAUUUAUAUAUUGCAGAGUUUGCGGACAUAUUUCACAUAUCAUACAAUAAACGUACCCAUAUUUAAAUUCUGUCCCAGUUCUCUCUGUCGGGUGACGCAUACUAGAUAUUCUAUUCUGGGGUUGCUCGUUUGUCAAUUCGGAACGUCCAGAAUUGAUAGAAUUGCAAUCAAGUGAUACGCAAUUAUCCAUGUCACAGUUCUGUCAGUCCCAACAGCUGAGGUGAUAUGAGUAGAAUCGUGACGUAUUUUAAGUAACAAAUAUGUAUCAGCUGUCAUGAUUGGUUGAGAUAUUUUUUAUGCAUUUGGCACAUGCGUUGUACUUUGAAAUUGUCCUUUUCAGUCGAUUGACACUAUUUUUGGAAUUGAGAGAAUUUAAUUCCGGAACGUUCAAUCGAGUAUUCUCUCUGUGUCAUUGUUGUAUUUAGAGAACUAAAUUCUAGAACCUUCAAGUAUCUUUAUAUUUUUGUCUUGGAUGAAUAGACGAUAGCAAAAUGAGCCUGAAGUCGCAACUCUUUGACGAUAUAAACAAAAAUAUUAAAAUAGGCUAAAAAUGUUGUUUCAAUGAUAUUACAUGAAAGGUAAAAGUUUAGAUUUGACAAAUAAAACAAACUAAUUUUUGAAAAUAUUUUUAGCCUAUUAUGUAUUUCCCCUUGCGACUCAUUUUGCUGUCAUGGUUUACAUAUUUUGAUUGUUUUGUCAUGGAUAGAAUAUAAUCACAUUUUAGAUUAAGUAUACAAUUGUAUACAAGUUUAGAACUGAAAGAUUAAGAAAGAGGGAAUGUGUGUGAUAAUCAUUUGUUUUGUUUACGAGGUUCGUAGUCAUUCCCUGCGGUAAACUAGGCUCUUGUGUACCGUCAUGCUGGCUUUAGACACAUAGACAUGCAAAUAUAUAAAAUGUAGAAAUACAUACCACGUCUGUCUAUUUUUUGUAUGUCCAGUAUUUUAUCCGUUGACCUAUUUUGUUUCAUGAGUUAAUAAUAAUGAUUUAUAAAUGGUUUGAAAGAUGUAAAAAUGUUAAAUAUAUUAUAUGUUUAUUUUACCUACUUGUGCCUUGAUAGGCGGGUGUAUGGAUGUACGCAUGUAUCUACAUGUGUUUUUCUUGGGUUGGUUCAUCAAAUAAAAUGCAAACUUAUAAAAAUAAUAUAUUUUGUUGAAAUUUAAAAAACCCAACAUGGCUUAUUAUGCAAGUUCUCGUCCACGGUCACAUUCUAAUGUGUUUCUAUAGACGGUUCAACCAGUCAUGAUCUGAACUUAAUGAAGUUUGCUAGAAAUCACAGGGUUGAACUUAUUUUGAUCGAACCAACCCAGAUUUGUAAAUUGUUUGUUAAAGGUAUAUCUGGGAUUUUUAUUUAUGAAUAUGGAAUAAUAUUUUGUUGUUUAGUUGGAGUUCUGAUAAAAUAAUAUAUAUGUGUAUAUUUAUUGUCUUCUGGUAAUUAAAAGUCCAGAUCCGUACAGCACAAAGUUUGUCUUCACAGGACAACAGAAGUUGGCAUGAAUUUCGUUGAUUUGAUAGGAUACAAGAUUAAUUAUGGUAGCUGCUUGUCGACAUUUUUAUCUGGGGUUAACACGGGCCAGAAUUAGGUCAUCAGAAGCUUCCAUUCCCUUUAAUAUACUUCAGCUACGAAUAUGUCUUAUGUUAAGUAUACGAUUCAUUCCUGGUCGGAUGAAGGACAUGUCCGGCAUCUACAGGCGAAACAGCAGCCAUGGUUCAUACCAAUCUGAAUUAAAAUUUUGCGUCCUAUUUUAUCGCGAAAAAAACUACUUUAAAAACAACAAGUACGUUGUUGUCCUUUUCGAAACCAAGGAAAAAAUUUGAUCGUCUAACGAUUCUUGUAAAUAUAACAUAAAUGCUUGGGCUUGAAAGAUUUUAUCCUCAAAAUAUUUUUGCAUUUGGGUUUGUUUAAGAUUUUAUCAUCUCACGGUUUGUUAUUCUACGUAAAUUAUUUCACGUAAAUUAUUUGUUUUUGGUUUUUGUGAAUACUCAUAACAUCAUUUUAUAUUUUUUGUAUAAUCGCUGUGUAUUUUGUUCCCGGUUUCCAUGGAGAUCAAACAUGCAAUAAAUGUUGUAGAAUUAUGUAUUUUACGGGGAUUUGUUGAUUUUGAGGAAUUUGUUUUCGCUGUUUUGUAGAAUGCCAGAAUUCUUUCUUGAUGCUUAAAAUAGUUAGUUUUAAUAUGCUUAGUAUUUUUAUGGACUGUUAUGAUUGAACUGGAUGAUUUUGGACUGACUAUCCUAAUCCUUGUCAUGAACAAGCUUGGAAUCGAAACCACACCACUUGAUCCAUUGACAGACCUUAUGAUCUAAAGUGCACACAUAAAACCAUUCGGUCACCCAACUCCACGAUAACAGAAAGGAUAGAGUCAGGUGUUUUAAAAAUAUCUUUUAUUCUUGAACAGGUCUAAGUAUAUUGAUAAGUAAGUGUAUCCACUCUGUGGCUGUACAAUGCCAGAGGUAUAGUAGGGAUGAGAGAGCAUGUGUAUCAACUCUGUGGCUGUACAUUGCCAGUGGUGUGUGAGGGAUGGGAGAGCAUGUGUAUCAACUCUGUGGCAGUACAUUGCCAGAGGUGUGUGAGGGAUGGGAGAGCAUGUGUAUCAACUCUGCGGCUGUACAAUGCCAGAGGUAUAGUAGGGAUGAGAGAGCAUGUGUAUCAACUCUGUGGCUGUACAUUGCCAGUGGUGUGUGAGGGAUGGGAGAGCAUGUGUAUCAACUCUGUGGCAGUACAUUGCCAGAGGUGUGCGAGGAAUGGGAGGGCAUAUGAUAUGGUGUAUAUCCUGGAUAAGGAACACAAUCAACAAAAAUAAUACCAUCUUACCAUCGAUCUUGGCUUGUGGAGCUCGGAAAUGGUUAGCUUGGAAUGAAAGGAUAUGCAUUAAUUCUGAAUUUAAGAGGGUUGAAUAGGAACACCUGAUAUCACUUAGUCUAGAUAUAUAGUAUUGAUAGAUGUUGUACAUGAGACAGGGUAUGCUUACUCUCUCUAGAACAUCUGAUACCACUUCUUAUAUAUCUGUGAAGGUAACAAUAUAUGUACAUUUCAUUUUACCAUCCUCAUCAUAUCUGUUUUUCAAGUGGUUUUAAAUAAGAUCCUAAAUAGAGAUUGGCCAUAGUAAUUAGUACACAUUACAUUUGACAUAGACUCAUUACAUUUGACAUAGACUCAUUACAUUUAAUAUAGUGCACAUUACAUUAAAUUGAUGUAGUGCUCAUUACAUUUGAUAUAGUGCACAUUACUGACGUGCAUUCAAUGGGGCUUAUUGAUGUGAUGUUAAGAUACAACACAAGGUUGAUUAUUGUUGAUAUUUUAUUAAUUAGAAAAAGAAAUAAUUUAAUUUGUAGAUAUGGCAUUAUGCUUUUAUUUAUCCAAGUUGAUAUAUUCUGUAUUGGUUUUAUUAUUAUGCAUAUUAUAUUAAUCAGUAAAUCUGUUUCCUUCUUUUGAUCAAAAUAAUCAUAAUGCUCAAUCGAUAACUCUCUCUAUGUUUCUGUGUUGUAUUAUUUAUACUUAGUUCCUAUUGAUUGAUAUUUAUAGAUAUUUUGCUAGCAGUGUUGGAUUUAAACUCAGUGAGGCCCUUAGCUAUACAAUAUUUGACUGUCUUUGUGAAUGACUUGGUGAGACCCUAUAAGCUAUAUAUGCCUUUUAAUUAUUUCAUACAAUUAGACAUUUUAAAAACUACAAUAUCAGUCCACUUAAAAAUUCAUGUUGAAUGUUGUUCAGCUUAUGUCUAAGUCGAACGAGUUAAAGGAGCACCACAGCUUUAUGAUACAACUGUCCAUGACAAAUGUAAUUCAUGGUAAAUCAUAAUCUUAAAUGUGUAUUAUAUGAUACCCACCCUUCUUCACAUUCUUUAUUCUUCCUCAUUAUACAGAGAAAAUAUCGAUAUAUGAAUAUAUUAUUUCCAAAUCGGAAUUCACAAUGUUGAAAAAAUAUUUUAAAUUCAUUUUUUUAAGAUGAAAAUUGAGUUUAUUAAUUUGAUGAGUGGGUAUUGAUGUAUGUAUUGAUGUACCAACACUACGCUACGGUUCCCUGCUAUACUUCACCCACUAGUAGAAAUGUUGAUCUGAGAGAGUAAACCUUUUAAUUUAAAACUAUUUAAUCAUAAACCAUUGUGUACAAUUCUACACAGAUCGAAUCAAUUGACCAUCUGACCACCAGUUUAUAUGUUAUGGUCAUUGUUUGAGGAUUAAUCAGAGCCAUGAUCCUAAACAACAGUAAAAUACCCAACAUUAUUAACAAUUAAAAUUAUGUAGAGAUGGAAGUGAGUGUGGGAUUAAUGGGAGUCCUGACCCUAACUAUCACAUGUUCAUGAAUAAUAUUCUGUAAGUGACAUUUAGUAACUGGGUAGAUAAAUGAACUAUAACACAUGCACUUAUGGAAAAACAUCUACUGAUUUAUUUAGGCGAGUUUCGAAGAGUAUUCUCUAAACUUUAUCAAGCUAAUACCAAGCCAAUACGUUUAAAGAAGACUCUUCGAAAUGUUGCCCAAAUAAAUAAGUAGCUGCUUUUCCAUAAGUAUGUGUUAUAGUUUAUUUUCACAUUUUCCUUUCAUAUUUCCUUGUUUAAUUAUUACCAACUGUAGCUUGUAGUUUGUUUAAUUGUUACCAACUCUAGCUUGUUUAAUUAUUACCAACUCUAGCUUGUAGUUUGUUUAAUUGUUACCAACUCUAGCUUGUAGUUUGUUUAAUUGUUACCAACUCCAGCUUGUUUAAUUAUUACCAACAACUCUAGCUUGUAGUUUGUUUAAUUGUUACCAACUCCAGCUUGUUUAAUUAUUACCAACAACUCUAGCUUGUAGUUUGUUUAAUUGUUACCAACUCCAGCUUGUUUAAUUAUUACCAACUCUAGCCUGUAGUUUGUUAAUUGUUACCAACUCUAGCUUGUAGUUUGUUUAAUUGUUACCAACUCCAGCUUGUUUAAUUAUUACCAACUCUAGCUUGUAGUAUGUUUAAUUAUUACCAACUCUAGCUUGUAGUUUGUUUAAUUAUUACCAACUCUAGCUUGUAGUUUGUUUAAUUAUUACCAACUCUAGCUUAUAGUUUGUUUAAUUAUUAUCAACUCUAGUCUAUAGGUUGUUUAAUUAUUACCAUCUAUAGCUUGUAGUUUGUUUAAUUAUUACCAUCUAUAGCUUGUAUAUUGAUGUAUAUUUUAUUUAUGUUUGCAUUUCUUUCAUAUUUUAAUUUAACUAAGUAUUGUAAUUUGCAUAAUGAUAACAUUUGUUGAAUAUCCAUCCCACUGACUAUCCUGCCUUCCGAUGUGAACAUUGAUGGUUAUUAAUAGAUCCUAUAAAAUUAAAGAGUUGAUUUACUAAAUGAGACAUUCCAUUUCAAGUAGAAAAUGGGCAGUUUUUUUUCAAAACACAAAAAUAUGCGAGAAUGCUAUCUUAAAGAAUAUUUCAUUGAGACUUGUUCACACUAAGGAUGAAAAAAUAUUACUUCAAGACCUUGCUAGAAGAAUGGGGAUCAAUAUAAAUCUACUUUCGAUUGAACGCUUUUAUAAUAGAUAUUGUUUAUAAUUUAAGCUUUUGUGUCAGAGGGCAACUUGUUUAGUUUGUAUAAACCAGUUCUCAAGCAUUAUGAUUAGAAAAAAACAUCACAGACUCUGUGACAAGUAAUCCUUGGUGUGCACAGGUUUUGAAGCCUCUGUGACAAGUAAUCCUUGGUGUGCACAUAUUAUUGAAGCCUCUAUGACAAGUAAUCCUUAGUGUGCACAGGUCUUGAAGCCUCUAUGACAAGUAAUCCUUAGUGUGCACAGGUCUUGAAGCCUCUAUGACAAGUAAUCCUUAGUGUGCACAGGUCUUGAAGCCUCUAUGACAAGUAAUCCUUAGUGUGCACAGGUCUUGAAGCCUCUGUGACAAGUCAUGCUUGGUGUGCGCAGGUUUUGAAGCAUGUGAUGGAUAAUCCUUGAUGUGUGCAGGUCUUGAAGCUUUUGUGACAAGUAAUCCUUGGUGUGCAUAGGUCUUCAAGUCUCUGUGCAUUAUUUCAUAUUUCGGAAAAUAUCAAAUUUUUCACAGCUAAAAUGAAUUCAAAUUGAUUAUUUAAUUGAGAUGACAAAAUCAAAAUAUCAACCUCCAGACUUGGAUUCAAUUGGCCCAUCAAAAAAUUGUAACGCUAAUUACAGCUGGUGCUCGCUUUUGAUCUUUUUCUGUUUUAUAUCGUCUGCCAAAUGUUGCUAAACUUUCAAGAUAAUGUAGUUUGCCAAGGCUUCCCUUAAUUGAUGUUCUAAAGAUACUUUAUUAAUUCACUUCAUUGACUGUGGCAAUGCUCGAUUGUCAAUCCGGAACUUUCAGAAUUGACGGAAUUGCAAUCGAGUGACGCAGAAUUCAGUCCUGUCACAGUUCUAUCAGUCCCAACCACGGAGGUGGGGUGAGUAGAAUCGUGACGUAAUUAAACACAAUGAAUAUGUUUCAGCUAUCAGUUGGCACAUGCGUUUUAUCCCCCAAUCCACAUUUUCGUUCGAUUGUCACUAUUUUUGGGUUUGAUAGAAUUCAAUCUGGAACAUUCAAUCGAGCAUUGAUAUAAUGAACUGAUUAUUUUGGUGUUUUGUUUUGCGAUACAGUUUUAUUUUAUAUUGAUGAUAAUUAAUUCUGUGUAAAUAUUAUAUCAUUCCAUAUUAAAAUACAUUUUCUAUUAAACUCUUUAUUUUCUUUCUUCUUUAAAUAGAUGACAAGUUGGGUGACUCUAUAAUAGUCUAACAUGUGCAUUGUACAUCAUUGGGUCCGUCAUUGAGAAUGGGGGUUGGGUGGCUGAAUGGUUUCACACGCCCAUUGCCCAGACCGGUGUUUCCACAUAUACGUUAUCGUACUCUCAAGGAUUCUUUUACGUGCAUGCUUUAUGAACGGUUUAUGAGAUAUGCUCUUGAAACUAAAUCGCGGCUAACUUCUUUCGUUGCAGGAUAAUAAUUCAUUCCUUGCAUUGGAUUUAUAAUACUAGAAUACUUAUACAGGUGACAAUUUUAUGGAAUACCAUGACUUCUUAUUACUUGGCGACGUUUCGACUAGGCUUCUCUAGUCAUUACCAAGCAGUAAUUGUAUUCCAUAAAAUUGUCACCUGUAUACUCCAGUUCAGUUACUAAAUGCCAUUGAAACAAUUUACUAGAAUACUUGGUAUGGAUACAAUUCACUAUUUUAACUAGACUGUGAAAUGUUGCAGUAUAAUACAAAUAAAAUGAAACAGGUUUAACAACCUACUAUUCUGCUCUGACUCAACUAAUGAGGGAAAGUUUGCCCGAACAGCGGCACUACGGCCUACUCUUGUACCGAAUUCCAACUGUCAAGGGAUCUUUUACAUGCACGAUCUUGUUUUUUCAUCCUACCCAAAAGACAUCCUGCCCCCCCUGAUGAAUUUUCUCGGCCAACGUACGGAUCAAACACAGGACCUUCAGGUUCAUUGUCUUAUACACUGAACCACCUUGGUUCCCACGAUCAUUCUUGUGACCUUCAGACCUGCUUGAUCUAUACAGAGAACAAAACAACCUGCAAUACUUUCUUCAAAAUAAUAAAUAUCAUUUAUAUCUAUUCUUUCAAAUUCCAAUACAUACUAAAAUAUGUUUCUAGUAGAAUUGAAUAUAAAGAUAAUAAAAGAAGAAACUUAGACACGAGAAGGUUCAUUUCUUUCUUCUAGCAUCAAUUCUCAUUUAGCACUAAUUCCUUUACUCUAGCAUUAAUUUCAUGAUAGCAUUAAUUUCUUGGUAGAAUUUAUUUCCUGCUAGAACACUUUCAAACUAGCAUUAAUUGUCUGUUUUAGUUUUUAUAAUUACACUUUGACAAUAUGUCUCCUCAAGUCCACUGAUGACUUCUUCAUACUUGAUUUUCACCAUAAAAUUGAUGCAACAAAUUUGUUUCACUGCUGAGGUUUCUAUCAGGUUUCCACCAAUUGUUUGAAAUAAUUCUUCCAUUAAA